Messenger RNA from Alternaria hordeiaustralica, 2340 nucleotides. RefSeq lists its product as uncharacterized. Lineage: Eukaryota; Fungi; Ascomycota; Dothideomycetes; Pleosporales; Pleosporaceae. Bases 1 to 2340 code for a protein of 779 amino acids. Gene Ontology annotation, molecular function: protein binding. The transcript has 5 exons. The record is from RefSeq and is a predicted model, not a curated record.
AUGAGCACGUCACAGACCAAGAACAUUAAAACGUCACCACCAAUAGUGUCUGCGGUCAUGUCACUCCUCGACUUCCCUGUGGAAGUGUUUGAGAACGUCGUUCAUGAGCUAGUCUCUGUCGCUGGCGUUAACGAGGCCUGGAAGCUCCGUGGGGUCUGUGGUACAUUCAAGCUAGCUAUAACGUACGACAUCUUCGCCAAGCGGACCUUGAAAGAUCUCACCUACAUCUCGAACGACCUUUUGCGCCACAAUUUUGGCCUCUACCUCUACUACCGAAGUAGGGUACCCUUGGAUGUGCAUCCGUACCUACCCGAAAGAAUCAACAACAUGAUCAGCUAUGUUUCAGAAGGGCUAGGAACUGUCACGGAGAGCGAGAAAGAAGGGUUGCAAAGGGACCUAUGCGACAGACUAGGCGCUGACACCACAAAUGACGAAAUGAUACGCGCUUUGCGAGGCUAUGGCAGCAGAAAAGGCUUGAAACCUGAGUACCUCGGCACCCGUUUCGGAGCAAUCGAUCAGCUCGUGGCUGCGUCAAUCCUCGGAAAACUUGGACUCAUUAAAACGGCGAUGGAAUCACUGCGCAGCUACGAUACUCAUCCCGUCUUCGGAGGUGUUCUCUUGCGGGCGACUGCAGAAGGACAGGUUCCUGCUGUCAAAGUCAUACUGGAACAGCUAGACGCGGCCUUGCAAGGUUCUCACGAAGCCCAGCGCAUACGAAUGGUCGUCCAGCAAGACCCAUUUGCUUGUAAAGAAUGGGAAGUGAGCGAGUUCAACAUUUCACGGGCCAUCCUGGCCGCCGUCGAGCAUUCCCGUCCUGAGGUACUUGGUAUAUUAUCCACGUGGUACAAGCAAGCAGGGUUCACAUUCUUGAAAGCUGAGUACAACACUUUUCUCGACACAGCCAUCCGCAAGUCGAGUCUGGCGGUAUUCCAGCGUGUAUUAGACGUUCCUUAUAUCAAGAAAAAGACGACGAAUCCUAUAACCUCCUCACAGCUUUCCCUGGCAUGCGCAAAAGGACGCCAGGACAUCGUCAAGUUGUGUGUUGAGGAAGACCUCAUUGAGACAGCGGCAGCGACCUGUGCGAUGAUUUCAGGCAUCAACUCGAACAAACCCGAAAUCGUCAAUUUACUCAUACGGGCUGGCGCUGACGUCAACUAUCCGACGCCAUACUACUCUACGAUAAGGCUUGCUCUGAAAGUGGCAAUGCACAAGAAGAACCCGUCCAUCAUUCAAGCUCUGAUUGAUGCAGGUGCACACCUACCAAACAUUGCAUGUUGGUCAAAGCAUGAGGCUACAUAUGCGAUUCUGCGACAUGCCAAGAUCAAGAACGACGGUGGGCACGUGCUGGAGUACAAGCAUUUCAAGAGAAUGAAGAGGGCAGAUAUUGAGAAACUUGGAGCCGAGGAUUCGAGAAGUGACGAGCUUGGAGUAACGACUUCAGUCACUGCGAUGGACUUGCUCGACUUCCCGCCUGAGAUCUUCAGGCACGUCAUCAACUGCCUCGUCAGUGAUGUCGGUGUCCUAUGUGCUUGGAAACUGCGAAGCGUAUGCCGAACCUUUGAUCAGGAGAUCAGCGCAAACAUUCUAGCCGUACAACCGGGAGAGGCGUUUCGCAGCUACAGAGCCUGGUGCCUACUCAAUCGCAAAGAGAACAUGAUGUACUACCUCGCAUAUCACGUCAAGAGUCCACGCGAUGUCUUACCGGAGCUUCCCGCCAAGAUACAGAAUAUGGUGGAGUAUGUCACCAAGGAGCUCACCGCAAUAGACAGUCUCGACGACCGUAACAUCCUUCUGGAGCUACUACUUGGCUACAUUCGUCGCUACCUGACCCUUCCCGACAAAACCUAUUAUCGUCAGUGGAUUGAUCGUGCUAUUCUCUCACGAAGCAACAGCGUCCUCAGAACUCUUCUCCAAGCCGCACCCGACACCAAGCCCUUCCAGAUCAACACUACUAUCUUCGAACGGGGCGUUAAGACCGGAGACUCAGCUAUCGUUACCACUCUCAUCAACUACGGAAGCAUUCAGCUAGACUCUAGUAGCGCCCAGAUGUCAGCCCUGGCGGCUUCCAUAAGAGCUGGUGGUGUUGCGGUAAUUCGCGCAGUCGUCGAAGCUGGUGCAGACAUUAAUUUGGUUAUAACAACCCAUCGUCUGAAGCAUUGCGAUGCCAUUACACCACUGGAGUAUGCUAUCUAUCUGAACCACUUCGACGCCGUGUGCUACUUGAUCAAAUGCGGAGCCAGCGUUCCUGCUACCUAUACUUGGCACCUCUCAAAGAAGAUGCAAGCCGUCCUUCAGAAUGCGGCAGUCUCCCAGAAGCAAUCGACGAAGCAAAAGCAUUAA